CCUUUGAAUAGUCUCCCUUGUAGAGAAUGCCUAGUUUCGAUUUCUAAAAAUAGAACAUGACUAGAAGGGACUUUCCGCUAUGGUCGCCAUUUUAUAUGUUUCAUGUAAUUUCUUUACUGUUUUGUUUCUUCCCGACAUGUAAUUGGUAACAGAUCAGCGAAUUCUGACCCGGAGCAGUGCGAUACCACAAAGACCGCAUCAUUGAAUUUCUCACGUCCCUAAGUCGGCUGAAAUGAGUGGCCUCUCCCAUGGAUCAGGCAGCCAGCCUGCAUCAGGAGGCCUCGUUGGGAGUAUAGCAGGAGGAUUCGAACUUAUUGGAUCAGGUGUGGGAAUGGCUGGUGGAGCUGGUGUAUCUCCCCCAACCAGCAACAUUGGCGGCUUGAGCAUGACCGAUGUAACUCUGGAACAGGCACUGCUGCGUAUGCAAGAUAUGGCACGAGAAAAUGCAGAGCUGAGAGAUUACUUAAAAGAGAACAAUGAAAUGAUGAAAAAACAAUUUGAAACACUUUCCCAGUGGAAACAACGUGUUCAUGAUGCUAAUGUAAUGAACCGUGAAAAGUUUGAGCAGACCCGCGCCCUCAUUACAUCGCUACGUGAAGAAAACAAGGAACUCCAAAAGAAAAUCAAAGAGUAUGACAACAGAGAGGAUGCACAAAAUGGGAGAAUCAAAACACUGGAAUCGGAGUUGAGUUCCAUCAAGUCAGCAAAGGCUUUCAGUGACCAACUGGCAUUUAAUGUGGUCAAACAAGCUGAAGAAAAAGGUGUUGAGUUUAGAGAUGACGAGAUGCACAUGAAGGACACAGUGUACGUUGCUAGUGUGGAGAAAGAGGAGCGGAUUUUGGAACUUGAGGCUGAUGUAACCAGCCAAAUUCAGGAAAUAGAGAAGCUGAAGGAAAGACUGUCCCAUCUGGAGCAUGAGAACAGCCAGUUUCGACAAAACACUGAACAGCUUCUAAAGGAUCUGGAAAAUACUCAGAACUUGAAGCAGCAGAUUCAGCAAGAAAACCAGGAGCUGAGGCAGGAGACAGUCAACCUCCAGCUGCAACUGCAGUCCAUGCUGGCCGAGACCAAAAAUAGCCUGAAGCAAAAUCCUGUUUCUGACUUGGCUGUCUACACCCUCCGCGGAACGCAGAAGGCAGACGGGGUCCCUGGAUGUUCUGAAAUACCGAUGUCCUUGAUGGACAACGGGCUAGAGGAAAAGGGCAGUAACCCCCAGCCACACACUGCUGAUUAUUGGCAUGAAGGAUCGGUAGCAGUGACCGUUGAGGUGGAAAAGUUACGUACUCAGCUACACAAUGAGCAGCUGCAGGUGCAAUUGCUGACUGCAGGGAACGAUGACUGUCAGAGACAGAUCUCUGAGUUCAAGGGACAAGUGGAACAACUGCAGCGUUUGCUUGAUGAGCUUCAGAAGGAGCAUGCUGAGAAGAUUGUUCAACUAAAUCAUGAGCACAAAGUCCAAGUAGAAAAAUUUGAACAUCAGAGAUCUGAAGAAGUCUCACAAGCCAAUCAACAGAGCCUUCAAGCUACCUACACAGGUGAUGUACAAACCUUGCGCAGCCAGGUCCUGACACUCAUUAAUGAGGUCCACGAGACACAAAACAAGCUAACGGCUGCCCAGAAGAGCAUUGAGGGAAAGAAUGCAAGGAUAAAAGAGCUGGAGAGUUAUACGUCACAGAUGAUGGAGGACUCACAUCAGGGCAUGCAGCAGAUGCAGCAGAAGUUGGCUGUAAUGGAGAGACAUUUUCGUGAUGAACAGCAGGCACACACUACAACUAAGCAUCAGAUGAAUGAUCUGCGUGUGUCCUUUAACCAGCUGAUAUCAGACUAUAAAGAAGUGCUGGACACCUUUGACCAAUAUAAAUCUGACCAGGAGAGGCGCACUGCACUUGGAGAGAAUCAGCGUGAAUUGAUGGACAAAAUCGACUACUUAACAGUUCAGCUGGUGGCCACAGAGGAGACAAUCAACCAUCAAGAGGAAAAAAUUGCCAAGUUACAUGAAGAGUUACAAGAGAAGGAGGAGACACUGACAGUGUUUCAAGCCCAGGCGGAGGUGUUCAAGUCUGAUUUUUCUGCGGAGCGGGACGCCCGUCAACAGCUAGCAGCAGAGCGCGACCGGCUGAUCUCUGAGCUGGGGGCUGUUCAGCUGCAGAACCAGGGACUGGUUGACCAGCUUACGGCUUAUUCGCAACGCCAGCUUGCUGAGAUGCAGCUUCGAGCAAGUCAUGGUGCUGGACCUUCUGGGUACCACCAACAGAACUACACUUCCAGGAAUUUUGGCUCCCAUCAUGGGGCUGCUGCAGUUUCUGGCAUGAACAGAUUGGGAGGGGAUAGCAGUCGACAGCAAGGGCCGAACUUUCUUCAGGGGGGUCAAAGUGCGGCACAAGCUGCCCAGAAUUAUGGGGCAGGAGGACAGAAUGUUCACACUGCACAGCAUGAGAAUGCCGAGAGUGCUCUGCCCAGAGUGCCACAGAAUCAUUAUGGAUAUCAGUUACAUGGUCCUCUGCCCACCUCUCGCAGCCACCAACAGCCACGUCAGCACGAUGAGGAAGAGCAGCAGAUUUUUCAGUGUCCGUCUUGCCAGCAGUUUCUACCAGACUAUGAUACUCUCAAUCUUCAUGUGCAAGAAUGCUUGGAGCUGCAAUCAACAGAGACUGCUCGCACUUAGUUUAGAGUUGUGCUUGUGUGCAGAUUUGUGUACAUGUAAAUUCGAAAAAAUUGUGUGUGUGCAUGCGUGCGCUUGUGUGCAGGGAAAGGUGGCAGGGGGAGGGGUGGUCAGUUCAUAAAUAUGUGCGUGUAUAUAUGUAUAUAUAAUUAUGUACAAAUGUCUUAAAUUACUAUUCUGUUUAGGGUCAUCUGGUUCAUGUUUUUAGUCAUGUGAAUCUUCAAAUACUGUUGCUGCUUUAAAAUUAAAACCUACAUUUUAUUUAUAUACUUUACUGUCAUCAGUAACAACUCUUUUCUCCAUGAACUGUCGUUUUCUUUCAUUAUUUGAUUUUAAUUUUCAGACAGGAGCCUGCUUGUCUCACAUAGUGAGCGAACAAGCAGCAAGUGAUGGGGGUGGGGGUG
Pomacea canaliculata is the source of this 3066-nucleotide messenger RNA. RefSeq names its product optineurin-like. The record is from RefSeq and is a predicted model, not a curated record. Gene Ontology annotation, cellular component: cytoplasm; nucleus. NCBI's taxonomy places the organism in Eukaryota, Metazoa, Mollusca, Gastropoda, Architaenioglossa, Ampullariidae. The coding region runs from base 233 to 2665 and encodes 810 amino acids. Gene Ontology annotation, biological process: regulation of canonical NF-kappaB signal transduction. The transcript has 14 exons. Gene Ontology annotation, molecular function: K63-linked polyubiquitin modification-dependent protein binding.